AUGGCUGAUGCUGAAACGAUGGCACCCGAAGAGCUAGUGUUUUCUUACAAGGGGCUUUUGUUUCCAAGUACUGUUUGCAGCCUUGAGACCUUCCAAGCUCUUGAGUCCUUUGAAGCAAGGAGUGAUGACGUGUUCCUAGCAGGAUACCCCAAGUCUGGUAAUAUCAUUUGCUUGCUAUAAACAGAUGUCAUGUUCAGAAUAAUUCUGAACGGUGGUUUGGGAGGGGUGGGAGGGGGCAUAGCUCACACUGUUAAAAUGAAAUGUCCAAGGACCUGUCCCUGAUAUGUCAGAGAUAUCAGGGCCAAAAUAUGUCACAGCUAUCAGGACAAAUGAUUUGUUAUUAGGAAUCAAUUAAUAGUAACCAUGAGGGAGGAGGCAACUAGACUGCAGUGCUGGCAAGGGGUGGUUUAGCUUCUUCUUCAACAACAUUUUCAGGAUUAAAAUGUCCCCCUCCCCCCAAAAAACCCACCUUGCUGGUACCUGCAAUAUAUCUGUACCUUUCUUCCAUCAGGACUAAUAGUAGAUGAGGAGAUUUCAUGCAUAAAGGGCCACUGAACCUCACUCCUUCAGUGUGACAAUACUAAUCUGAUAUUGCCACAGCCAUGGCAGUUUUUUAAAAAAAAAGGAAAAAAAGAUCAUAAUCAUAGGAAAUCACAAGCACAAUAUCCACUACUGCAUCUGCAGUGAACAUCCAUCCAUGCCACCAGGGGUUUUUGUUUUUAAAGUCUUUGCCUGGUGUCAAAAUGAUAAAACUUUAUUUUGAGAGGUGGUAAUAAGACAUGUGUGAUAUGUGUACUGUUUCCAUUUUUACAAUUAUUUUAUUAAUUCAUUCAUUAUAUUUAUGUACUUUUCAUAAAAAGAAAAAGUUCCCUGGUACAUUAGCACUGAUAACUGUUUAAUCAUUGUAGCUGUGAGGUAAAAACAUCACAUUCCCUCUCUCCACUUUUCAGGUACAAACUGGGUUGGUCAGAUCCUAACAGAUUUAGUACUAACAUCUGCAAAUAAUGAAGACACAAGUAACCUGAAUAAUGAAGAACUGGAAGAAUUUCCUUAUCUUGAAGUUGGAGAUCCAGAGAAGUACCAGGUGGAUAAAAAUGUGUUUACUAAGACUGCGGAAAGGGACUCUGAUUUAUUCCAGUGAAUUUUCUUUUAUUAGUGACAGCUUGUAUUGUAUGUAUAACAUGAUAAAGAUAGCAUUGUACCAGGGGAUGAACUUUAUAUAUCAAUCUACAAAGAUGUUCUUUCAUUUCAGAACGAUGCUGAACCAUUUGCAACUAUACUCUGUACCAUUUUCAAGCCUUUUCUUCACACAGCUGUUGAGAAAAGCUAUUCCAAAUGCCCUUAAAUUAUUUUUCUUGAUCAUCUUCUCUAUCAACAACUUUUAGGUAGCAAUCCUGUACACACCCCUGAACUCAAUGGGGCUCACUCCUGAGCAUAUACAGUAUAUAGGGUUGCACUUUGUUGUUGAUUUUCAAAGUUCUGUUUAACUUUCUAUUUGAAAUGCUAAACUUUAUUUACUGUCUCUCUAUCCCAUACAAUUUACCAAAGAGAAUGGCAGAUUUACCCUCUCGAAGAGUCAUAUUUACCCACCUCACUCCUCAAAAUCUUCCUCCAUCGGUCUUCAAGAAAAAAGCCAAGGUGAGUGAGUCUUCAUGGUGUGGAGAACUUGGACUGAUUUAGUAAAUCAGUUACAGGUAGGUAGCCGUGUUGGUCUGCCGUAGUCGAAACAAAAUAAAAAAAUCCUUCCAGUAGCACCUUAGAGACCAACUAAAUUUGUUAUUGGUAUGAGCUUUCGUGUGCAUGCACACUUCUGCGGGUUGCGCUGUGGUUAAACCACAGAGCCUAGGACUUGCCGAUCAGAAGGUCAGCGGUUUGAAUCCCCGUGAUGGGGUGAGCUCCCGUUGCUCAGUCCCUGCUCCUGCCAACCUAGCAGUUUGAAAGCACAUCAAAGUGCAAGUAGAUAAAUAGGUACCGCUCUGGCGGGAAGGUAAACGGCGUUUCCAUGCACUGCUCUGGUUUGCCAGAAGCGGCUUAGUCAUGCUGGCCGCAUGACCUGGAAGCUGUAUACCAGCUCCCUUGGCCAGUAAAGCAAGAAGAUCGCCGCAAUCCCAGAGUCAGCCACGACUGGACCUAAUGGUCAGGGGUCCCUUUACCUUUUAAGGUGCUAUUGGAAGGAAUUUGUUUAUUUAGCAAAUCAGGAAAUUCACGGACAUAUCUGGAACACUGCAGCAGCAAGCAGUGUCUGCAUGGAAAUUGGCCAAAUGUCCGGGGGGAAACGUCCAAUUUUUUUGUGAUUUUGCAAAUUUUUCUGUCUGGAGAUUCACUUUUUGAAAUAUGACAACUCUAGAUUUACUAAGCUCUCUAGUGGCUCAUUGUCCAUUUUAGAGUUUCAGUGGCAUGUUAUGCGGUGUUCUUGUGACAGCCAGUUUUGGUCUGGUAUUGUUCCUUUGCAAGGAGCCUCACUUGGCACCAACUUGUUGACCUUUUCAGUGCUAGGUGACUUCAUUUAAUAACUUAGGUAACCUGGGCUUUUGUUUUUUAAGUAUUUAUUUCUAAUUUUGAAUGAGGUUUGCUUUUGUUGUAUACAUGCAGAUUUUUAUUUAUGGCUUUCUUUAUUUUGUAUUUACAUUAGGUCUCCUCCUUCUCUUUCAUAUUAUUAGUAUUUUACUUAUGUAUUGUAAGCCACGAUGUGUCUUGGAAGAGUUAUGGAGCAGCACGCAUAUGCCAACAAAUAAGCAAGCAAAUAAUAUUUUUAUUACAACAGUUUUGUUAAAACCAGCUUUGUAAACAUUAUAAAUAUUGUUUUUUAUUUAUAGAUACUGCUGCUCAUUAGAAAUCCAAAAGAUGUGGCCACCUCGUUUUACCAUUUUGUCAAUCGGUUAUCUCCUCUUCCCUCUUACAAUACCUGGGAUGACUUCUUUACAGCUUUUAUGAAUGGACAAAGUAUGUUCCCUCAUUUCACAACUGAAUGCAUUGAGAUUUAUUGGUAGAUAACUAUGCAAAGAAAAGCACUGUAGGCCCAUCAGAAUGACUGCAUUAAUUUGGAUCAAUAUCACAGUUUGAUCAAUUUAGUCCAGGGGUAAGGGAACUUUUUGACCUGGUGGGACAACUCUGGUCCACAACCUGGCCCACAACCUGGUUGCUAAACCUGGCCCAUAACACCCUGUGGACCAGGUUGGGCAAGUGAGCAGGACACCUACUCAGCCAUCUGAUGUCACAAUCGGUUGUUGUAGGACUUGGAAAUGCAAAGUCCCUUUUGGCUAAACCUCACCUUUACCUGCCCGUAAGUCAACAGGGCAUGACUUGACUAAAAUGGCCUCAGAGGUGAAAAAGAAAGACUUGGCAGGCCAAAUUUGGCCCACAAAAUCCAGAACACUUUUGCGUCAUUGGGUUGGGUUUUAUUUCUUACGCUUUGAACUUAGAUGACCGCCAUUCACCGUCAGUGCCCCCUCGGGAAAUAUGAAUAUGGAUGCCUUGAUUCAUAUUGGUGUGUUACCACGUCUUCCUCUUAUUGUCUGUGUUCUUGCUUGCUUUGUAUAUGGUGAUUAUUAUAUAUGGUGAUUAUUAUUAUUAUUAAAUUUGUAUAUCACCCAUCAUCUGUAGAUUUCAGGGCAGUUCACAACAUAAAAAUACAUGCUAAAAACACAAAAUACAUGAUAAAAACAAGAACAAAAACACAAACCAAUAAACAUACUAAACCUCCCUCCCUACCACCACUUCCCACAGACACAUUUAAAAGGGGUAUAAGAUGUUAAUCAGCCAAAGGCCUGGUUGAAAAGGAACAUUUUUUAUCAAUAUCAGACUCUCCAAGUGUCUCUAUUUUCCAGGAACAUCUCUGAUUUAGAGAAGCUGUCCCGGUUUCUGAUUUUAUCCCAGAAUGUCCCAUUUUCUUUAGGACGUCCCUAUUUUCAUUGGAGAAAUGGUGAAGAUGGCUCAUGGAAUUAUCUGACCCAUGAGCCAUCUGAAGUCAAUCCUGUAUAGGGAAACUUUUUAAAAAUGUUGAAUGUUUUAUUAUGGUUUUAUAUAUGUUGGAAGCUGCCCAGAGUGGCUGGGGAUACUCAGCUGGGGCUACUCAGUAAGAUGUGUGGGGUAUAAAUAGUAAAAUUAUCAUUAUGGAAUGGGACGUCCCCAUUUUCAUCGGAGAAAUGUUGGAGGGUAUGUAAUACUCUGCUACUGCACCUUUGGGUUAUCAGUCAUUCUCAUUAUGUUACAGUAUUUUUUUAAAGGAAAGAAACAGGGAUAGGAUUCAUACUUCAUUUGACCCUAUGCCCAUUACAGCCACCAGUCGUUGUCUUUAAUUCCAGAAGUUCAGAAAGUAGAGGCUGGGAAUCUUUUUUAUCUCAAGGUAAGCCUUACAGGGGUCACAAGCCAGUGUUUGGAGAGACCAGAGGUCAGAGUGAGAAAUGUAAAUUCUACCUUUGUACAGUAAACUGAUCGCUAUACAAACACACCCCUUUGUUCUCUAUCCAGACAAGCAAAAUGUGUGGGCAGAGCUGGUGUACAUAUUCCAGUCAGACAAUGACAUUCAAGGAGGGUGUGAAGCAGGACCAGAGAGGGGUGUAUAGCUUGAGGAGAAAGGCAUGUGGCUGUGGAAAAGUGUGGUGUUUGAAAGGUACUGAGGGCCAGAUAUACAGGCUGAUCUAAAUGAUGCUCCUCCUUCCACACCAGGGUAAGAGGGCAUUUCUCUCAUGGCCCUUGGUUAGGAAAUGCCAGGCCUGCAGAUUCUCCACAUAUAUUAAGGAGCAUCUAGGGGAAAACCUAGUUUGUCCAUGGUUUCAUAUUGCAUGCUGUCUCUGGGCAGGGGUAAAUAGAAGAAAAAAGGUGUAUGGACAGGGCCCCCCCCCAUGAGACAGGGUGAAACAGAAGCCAAAGAGGUGACACCCCGCAGGUACCCCACUCACCAUGGUGCCUCUGGAGAAGUGGCGCUGAUUUCAAGUGAGAUUUCAUAAGAGCUCACCAGAAACCAGUGUCUUCUCUGCCACUGUUGGGGGCAUUGCCUUUUUGGCUUCCCAGGGUCGCGGUCGCAUGGCAACACAUUCCCAUUUCACCUCAGAUGGCAAAAAGGGGUGCACUUUCCUCUGUGUAUGGAACUAUGAAGAAGGGAUUGAUUUGCUGUGCCUAAUGAUAGUGGGUGGCGCUGUGGUCUAAACCACAGAGCCUAGGGCUUGCUGAUCAGAAGGUCGGCGGUUCGAAUCCCCACGACGGGGUGAGCUCCCGUUGCUUGGUCCCUGCUCCUGCCCACCUAACAGUUCGAAAGCACAUCAAAGUGCAAGUAGAUAAAUAGGUACCGCUCCGGCAGAAAGCUAAACGGCGUUUCUGUGUGCUGCUCUGGUUCACCAGAAGCGGCUUAGUCAUGCUGGCCACAUCUGCAGACAAACGCCAGCUCCCUCAGCCUAUAGAGUGAGAUGAACGCCGCAACACCAGAGUCAUCCGCGACUGGACCUAGUUGUCAGGUAUACCUUUACCUUUAAUGAUAUAACAUCUACACCUGACUAGCAAAGCCUCGUUAUAUUCAGAAUGCGCAGGAAUGUUUUGAUCUUCAACUAACCAGUCUUGUAUUUCUAUCUUUCCUUGCAGUGGUCUGGGGCUCUUAUUUUGACUUCGUUUUUGAAUGGAAUAAGCACGCUGACGAUGCAAAUGUCAUGGCAAUCACGUAUGAGGAGCUGAAGGAGGUAAGUGCUUUGCUGUGUGGAGGAUGCCCUGCACUUUUGGCAAAGGGCAUUGCUGAAUCCUGGCCAUGUGGCUAUAAAUAGUCAAGACAACGAUGCCUAAUGGUUGGCUCAACUGGAAUACAGUGGUAGCUCCUGUUACGAAUUUCAUCCGUUCCGGAGGUCCGUUCUUAACCUGAAACCAUUCUUAACAUGAGGCAUGCUUUCACUACUAAUGGGGCCUCCCACUGCUGCCGUGCCACCGCUGCGGCACUUCCACUUGCACCCCAGCACAAAGUUCACUACCAGAAGCACCUACUUCCAGGUUAGCGAGGCUUGUUACCCAAAGCGUUCAUAAGGAGGAUGGUAUGUAACCCGAGGUUCCACUGUACACAAACCAGUUGAAACACUUGUAUUACAUCAAAAUGUAUGCGUCUUUCUUUAUAGAGAUGUAUCUAGCAUAAAAAGGUAAAGGUAAAGGGAUCCCUGACCAUUAGGUCCAGUCGUGACCGACUCUGGGGUUGCGGCGCUCAUCUCGCUUUAUUGGCCGAGGGAGCCAGCGUACAGCUUCCGGGUCAUGUGGCCAGCAUGACUAAGCCGCUUCUGGCGAACCAGAGCAGUGCACGGAAACGCUGUUUACCUUCCCGCUGGAGCGGUACCUAUUUAUCUAUUUGCACUUUGAUGUGCUUUCGAACUGCUAGGUUGGCAGGAGCAGGGACCAAGCAACGGGAACUCACCCCGUCACGGGGAUUCAAACCACCGGCCUUUUGAUCGGCAAGUCCUAGGCUCUGUGGUUUAACCCACAGCGCCACCUGCUGUGGCGUAGCAUAAAGUAUGGUAAUUAUAAUCUUUGAGUGAUAUGUGAUUGAAUGACUAGUAAAGGCCUUAGAAUCACAGCAAGCUGCCUUAUAUUGUGUCGGAUGAUUGUUCAGUGGCAGACUUUGGGCUCUCAAAUUCCAGCGGUGCCCUGUGUGAUACUAAAAAUUGGUGCCCCCGCUUCUCACGCUUCAUUCUGCAGCACUUUUUUAAUCCAAUCAUUCUACCCCAUUGUUGUGGUGCCCCCUGCAGUGUGGCACCCAGUGUGACCACACCAGUCACCCACCCUAAAAAUGCUGACUGACAGUGCCUGUCCAGGGUUUCAGCCAAGGAGCAUUUCUCAGCCCUACCUGGUGAUUCCUAGGAUUGAACUUGGGACAGAUUCUCUGCUGUUGAGCUAUUGGCCCUUCUUUCCUUCCAUCCCUCCUUCCACAAAGUGCCUUGGUAGUUCCUACAUCCUAUGGUUCCUGGCAAAGCCUUCCAAGAAAGCGCAGAACUGUACAUUUUUGACAAUUCCUCCAGAAACAAUUAAUACUUAACGUUGCAUAUUUUACUUUCCUUACUUCAGAAUAGACCUUUGGGAGUGAAACGGAUAAGUGAAUUCUUUGACUUGCAACUAACUGAUGACAAGAUUCAAGGGGUUGUGGACAGAAGCAGUUUCAAAGCUAUGAAGGAAAACGCUGGAAAAACCCAUGGCGCAUUUGGUGAUAUUCUUUUCCGCAAAGGUAAACUUCAAAGACAAUGUUAAUGUUCUGCUAGAGUUUAAAAAUAGCUGCAACCAUAUAAUUGCAUGUCCAGGGGCUCUGGGUGCCUGGAUUGUUGAUAUAGCUGCAUUUCAGUCAAAGACAGAGUCAGGGAGAGGAGGCCUUUCUCCUUGUCAACACUGGAACUGCUGUGGCAGUCUGAUAAGAAAGAGGGUGGGAAAGAGGGAGGAGUUCUUCGACUCAUCUUAAAAUCCAAGCUGGAGAAGAAUUUUGAGGACCACAACAUUCCCCUUAUGUUGAAGGCAAGUUGGUGAUGAAAGGUUGGUUGAUGAGUUUCAUAUGUGAAACUAUGGAAGUGUGGACUCUGGAAGCAUCACUAAGAGCAUAUCUCCUGAUCCAAGGAACAGAAUGGCUUGGUGGCCUCAUUGUGACAUUAGAAGUGGUGGUCAUUUAUUGAGGCUCCAUCUGCAACACAUAUUUAAGCCAUUAUUUGGCUUCCCCAAAGAAUUAUGGGAGCUGUGGUUUGUAAAGGGCACUGGAAGUUAUUAGGAGAGCCUGUUCACCUCACAGAGCUAUAGGUCUCAGAGUGGUUUAAUGUUCAACCUCUCUCUUCAGGAAACUCUGGGAUUUGAAGCUCUGUGAGGAAAGUAGGGGUCUCCCAACAACUCUCAUGAGCCUUAACAAACUACAGUUGCAAGAAUUAUUUGAGGAGAGCCAUGCCUGUUUAAUAUUGCAUUCAAUGUAUAGUGCAGAUGAGGGCUCAGAUUAGAUCAUUAGUCUAGCCCCAUCUGGACUUUCUCAGAAGAUAUUUUCUCUUUAGUUCAGAGUAUUGCCCGAUCUUCUCUUCCCUUUCUUUGAGGAAGACACACCAGUGAGCAGAUUUGGUUUUCGAAAGCAAUAGCACACCAGUGGAUAGGGGGGAAAUGUCAUUAGAGCACCCUGAAACUGGAAUUGCAGGAGAAGUUGUCAAUUGAUCAAAACGUAUUGUUGAGGAUAUUAUUAUUAAUGAUAUUCUACUCUGUUCAGGUGGUGUUAGUGACUGGAAGAAUCAUUUCAGUGAAGAGCACAACCAAAAAAUGGAUGCAACAUUUGAAGAACGCUUGGGUGGAACAGAAUUGGGAAGAAAGUUAAAAUAUGGGGUGUACUGCAAGGCUUGA
Messenger RNA from Podarcis lilfordi (Lilford's wall lizard), 8325 nucleotides. The record is from the annotation of a GenBank genome assembly. NCBI's taxonomy places the organism in Eukaryota, Metazoa, Chordata, Lepidosauria, Squamata, Lacertidae.